GAGAGGGGCGGGGACGAGCCGGGUCGUUCUCGUCAGCUGAGAAGAAUGAUUCAUAGAGGAGGGUCAGGUGGGAACAGUGCUGUCCGCGAAAGCCCACUUAAAAGGCUGGCUUCUUCGAGGGAGGGAGAGGCAGAAAAGCCAGCAGGACCUCGGGCCUGACCCCCCUCAGGCCGCUCGGCAGGCCUCGGUCGAGUCCUGGGCCUGGUCAGGGGCGGCCGCGGGACGCUGGUUGCUGGGGGACCGGUGACGUCGCGGGGUGAAAGUUGAGGGGCGGUGACGUCGGGCCUGCCCGGGCGGAGGCUGGCGGGUUGGAGGCAGGAGGGAGGGAGGGAAGGAGGGAAGGAAGGAAGCUGGGAAGGAGCGAGCGAGCGGGGGCGCGAGGCGUUUACCUGGAGGCAGCGGCUCGGGCGCGCAGAGCGGCCGCGGCUCCCCCGCACCUGCGGCCAUGGAUGAGGAGCGCGCCCUGUACAUCGUCCGGGCCGGCGAGGCGGGGGCUAUCGAGCGGGUCCUGAGGGAUUACAGCGAUAAGCAUAGGGCUACUUUCAAAUUUGAACCAACAGAUGAAGAUAAAAGAAAGAAACUCUGCGAAGGGAUAUUUAAAGUCCUUGUAAAGGACGUCCCAACAACAUGUCAAGUGUCCUGCCUGGAAGUUCUCCGCAUUCUCUCCAGAGACAAAAAGAUUUUAGUUCCUGUAACAACCAAGGAAAAUAUGCAGAUACUGCUGCGACUAGCGAAGCUGAAUGAGUUGGAUGAUUCUUUGGAGAAGGUGUCAGAGUUCCCAGUUAUUGUGGAGUCAUUAAAAUGUCUGUGUAACAUCGUGUUCAAUAGUCAGAUGGCACAGCAGCUCAGCCUGGAACUUAACCUUGCUGCAAAGCUCUGUAACCUCCUGAGAAAGUGCAAGGACCGAAAGUUUAUCAAUGACAUUAAGUGCUUUGACUUGCGCUUGCUCUUCGUCCUGUCACUUUUGCACACUGACAUCAGGUCACAAUUGCGUUAUGAGCUCCAGGGACUACCGCUGCUAACCCAGAUUUUGGAAAGUGCCUUUAGCAUCAAGUGGACCGAUGAGUAUGAAUCGGCCAUAGACCAUAAUGGACCUCCUCUCUCACCUCAGGAGACAGACUGUGCCAUUGAGGCCCUCAAAGCUCUCUUCAAUGUGACGGUAGACAGUUGGAAGGUGCAUAAAGAGAGUGAUUCUCAUCAGUUCCGUGUCAUGGCAGCUGUCCUUCGCCAUUGUUUACUAAUUGUAGGUCCAACUGAAGACAAAACAGAAGAGCUGCACAGCAAUGCAGUCAACCUUUUAAGCAAUGUUCCGGUCUCUUGUUUGGACGUUCUCAUUUGUCCAUUAACACAUGAAGAAACAACCCACGAGGCAACGACUCUAGAUGAACUGCCCGGUGAUAAAACAGCUGAGAAAGAAACAGUUUUGAAAAACAAUACCAUGGUAUACAAUGGUAUGAAUAUGGAGGCCAUUCAUGUUUUACUCAGUUUUAUGGAGAAGAGAAUAGACAAGGGAAGCAGCUACAGAGAGGGCCUAACUCCAGUUCUCAGCUUAUUAACAGAAUGCUCCCGAGCCCAUCGAAACAUCAGAAAAUAUCUCAAAGAUCAGGUUUUACCACCACUGAGGGAUGUGACAAAUCGACCUGAAGUUGGCUCAACUGUGAGAAACAAGCUGGUGCGCCUCAUGACACAUGUUGACCUUGGAGUCAAACAAAUUGCUGCUGAAUUCCUUUUCGUCCUUUGCAAGGAGAGAGUGGAUAGCCUGCUGAAAUACACUGGCUAUGGGAAUGCUGCAGGACUGUUGGCUGCCAGGGGCCUCUUGACUGGAGGAAGAGGAGAUAAUUGGUACUCAGAGGACGAGGACACAGACACUGAAGAAUACAAAAAUGCAAAACCAAACAUUAAUCUUAUCACUGGUCAUUUAGAGGAACCAAUGCCAAACCUUAUAGAUGAAAUGACAGAAGAACAAAAAGAAUAUGAAGCCAUGAAACUUGUCAACAUGCUUGAUAAACUUUCCAGGAGAGCAGAUCUGAAGGACCUGCACCAGGAUGGUGGUUAGCAACAGUGGCCCGUGCCAAAGCACUUACCAAAGUGCUGACUAAGGUUGGUCAUGCCAAAUACUGUUACUGAACCUGGUGUAGGGUAUACAUGAUAUUCACUUCCAAAACUGUAAAACCACCAAUGCAAAAAUUAAAAUUAUAUUUCCAUUUGCCUCCAUGCUGGACAUAGCUACUGUCUCGAGGAGCUCACCAUCCUAGCAGCUUUAUCUUACCUAGACUUCCAAGGACUCUGGAGAGAUUAGUGCUCGAACAUUUUCUCCCCAUUGAAUACCAGCUGACUUAGCAGUAUUCCAAGUGGUUUGUUUGUUUUUAAGCAAAAGGAUUGUAUUUGGAACAGAUGUAGAUAAGGGGGUUGGCAGUGGACCUGGGGGUCUUAAGAGUUUGAGAAAAUCUGAGCCCUAUUAGCCCCCUCAUGUCGAGCUAGUACAGUGCCUUGUAUCCUGUGGUUCCCCCAGUGUGUGAGGAAAUAACACAGCUGAUCCCCAAAUCGAAGGUCAGUUUUCUGUUCUAUAAAAUAGCCUAUAUGGUUUACAGCUAUAAAGUGUACUUUUGGCAGUUCAUUUCUUGGCCAAAUGUCAUAAAAUUCAGAACUAGAAAAGAAUUCUAUAAAGGUUUGGCCCAUGACUAGCUAAUUUAAAUAUCAGGCUUCAUAAUUUAUUUUAUAUAGAAAUAAAAUUAUAAUAUUUAUCCAACAUAAACAUUCAGGCUUGAGGCAUGAGAUUAGAGAAAGCUUCAUUUGACAGUUUUAAUGUGAGAGCAGAGGUGAAAGGGGGAUGAAACUUGCCUGCCUCCCCACCUCCUCUUUCUUUCUCUGAAUUGGAAAAAGAAUAAGCCUGCAAUUUAAGCAGGAGAUUAGAAUGGGGAUUGUGUGUGGUUAAGCAAGUCCAGUGUAGCUAAUACAAUUGCAUUCACCUUAGCUACAGCACACAACUCGUAUAUAAUAAUGCAGCCUCCUCCAAAAAGGAGAGAGAGGAUUGAUUAGCUUAAGCUUAAACUAACCAAGGGAAAUAAUAUUUCAAGUUUGUUUUGACUUUUCUAAUCCCCUCUAGUUCCUUAGUUGGAACCAGGACUGAUGAAUCUUACACCCCACCCUUACCCCAUUACUUUUUAACAAGGUCCAUUGCCUUUUUGCUUAGAUAGUCUAUCAAAAUCAUCUAAAGUUUACAUGUAUAUAAAUAAAUAAUAAUUGUUCUCCCAUUUCUUCCUUGUCUUAUCUAAUAAUUUUUUAUUCAUUCAUUUAUUUAUUGCCAGUCAUUGUGUAGUAUCUGGGACAUGGCUUUCUUAAUAAAUGCAGGUACCAAAUGUGGAAUAGUUCCUUUUAAUCCAAAGAUUAUUUUUAAACUUACUAAAGUUGGGAUAAGUGCUUUAUGACUGAAAAGUAAUAAAUAUGUAAUUUUUUUUCUUGUAAAUAAGUUAUUUUGCUCCGCUUACAAAAGUAACAACUGUGAUUACACCCACCUUUUUGAUGAGUUAGUCAAGGAAAUGCUUUUCAGGUAUACUUCAGAAAUGUGGACCAAUCUUUAAAGCAUUGUGAGAGCUAUUGUAGGAACUAAAGUAUAAAGUUUUUAUUGUUUACAUCAGAAAAUCCUUUAGCUCUCCUCUGUCCAAUGUGGUAACCAUCAGCCAUACAUGACCGAUGAACACUUGAAAUACGGUUAGUCUGAAUUGGGAUGUCCUAUAAGUUUUAAAUACUCAGACUUUCAAAGACUCAGUACAAGAAUUAAAAUAUCUCAUUUGUUUAAUACAGAUU
Molecule: messenger RNA, 3807 nt
Organism: Myotis myotis
Lineage: Eukaryota; Metazoa; Chordata; Mammalia; Chiroptera; Vespertilionidae
Gene: RIC8B
Product: RIC8 guanine nucleotide exchange factor B
Exons: 10
Coding region: 446-2056 (536 amino acids)
Biological process (GO): G protein-coupled receptor signaling pathway
Cellular component (GO): cytoplasm; plasma membrane
Molecular function (GO): guanyl-nucleotide exchange factor activity; G-protein alpha-subunit binding
Source: RefSeq, a predicted model, not a curated record